This is a messenger RNA of Kwoniella shivajii, 861 nucleotides long. RefSeq lists its product as uncharacterized. NCBI's taxonomy places the organism in Eukaryota, Fungi, Basidiomycota, Tremellomycetes, Tremellales, Cryptococcaceae. The transcript has a single exon. The coding region runs from base 1 to 861 and encodes 286 amino acids. The record is from RefSeq and is a predicted model, not a curated record.
AUGUCAGACAAAGUUCAAGGAGAUCCAAAAGCGGACGCGGCUGUUUUCAAAAGACUAUAUGAGACCAUCGUGAAGACCUAUGCUGACUUGACGGCAGGGAGUGAGAUUGCCUCUAAUUAUUACAUGGAAUGUACAAAGGAGAAACAGAUCACUGAUGAACAUAUUGAAGAACUACUAAAGAUGGAGAUCAAACACAAGGAGCUUACAGGCAAUUUUGAACGCUAUGCGGGAAAAUACCGAUGGGCAAACAACUUAGUCCGCCAGGGCUCACAAAUCGACCAGUCUCACAUCGAAACGCUCACGACCGAGCACGAAAAGACAAAUACUAAUCGUAAUCGGACUAAGCAGUGUUUUGCAGCGAGUGACGGCUUCGCUACCUAUGUAAAGACGAUUUUACAAUCAGGAAUCAGCUCGGCGAAUGAGUAUAUCCAAGAACGUACAGACUGGAGGCAAAAUAACCACGGCAACGAAGCUCCGCCAUCUACCGAUGGUAUCACAAAGGCUUCUCGAUACAAGAAGAGCUCUGAUAAGUGCACCGAGGCCACUCUGUUUCUCCCUCUCUAUUCAGAACCACAAGGAGCUUUGCGUUACAUCAUCAAGGAGUGGCAACAUGUGCAAUCUGAAGUAGACAGCUGGGAAGCUUCGUAUUCGCCUUGGAUUCCUAAAGAGCCAACCCUGUCUCCAAGUUUCAGUCAAAGUGAAGAGGAAUUUGGACACGACACAGAGUCUUUACCUGAUCAAUCAAACUACCAUAAGGACGGUAAUACACCUCAAGCCACGGUCAGCUCCGUGGCUCAAGCGAUGGAGUGGCUGGAAGGAUAUGACGAUGGAUUUAAAAUAGACUUCGGCUGCGCAGAAUGA